Messenger RNA from Corythoichthys intestinalis (scribbled pipefish), 2459 nucleotides. RefSeq lists its product as uncharacterized. The record is from RefSeq and is a predicted model, not a curated record. Gene Ontology annotation, cellular component: midbody; centrosome; ciliary base. Lineage: Eukaryota; Metazoa; Chordata; Actinopteri; Syngnathiformes; Syngnathidae. Gene Ontology annotation, biological process: mitotic spindle organization; cytoplasmic microtubule organization; non-motile cilium assembly. Bases 105 to 2114 code for a protein of 669 amino acids. The transcript has 7 exons.
CUGGCGGAUAGGAUGUUCGGUCGAGUUCACGAGGGCAGCGAGAUUAUUCCUGCUCCCAAAUGGCUGAAAUACGUGUGUUUGUUGUUCCCACACAGAGAUGAGUAAUGUCGAGCCUCCAGCAGGAGAGAGAAGCUCUCGUUAAGGAGCAAAAGGUGAACAGAGAGCGAGUUCGCAAAUGUGUGCAGGAGACCAAUCGCAGACGCAGGGAUCUGAGAGAGAAACAGAGACUCUGGGUUAUUCAGGAGCAACGCCGGCGCGAAGAAGUGCUCCAACAGCGCCACAAGAAGAUCCAAGAUGUCACUGAACACUUCCAGAGGGCUUACGUUCACCCUUCUCAGAGGCCUGCCCUCCCCGAGCGGCUAACCUUAGUAAGAGACAAUCCAAAUUUGGAAGAUGCUCUCAGUCAAAUCCGAGGCCCAAAGAUAGCAUCUACCAUUAACAGUACAACGAGCGGCAAUCUGCCUUCCAAACUCCCUGUUACAUUGUCAGAAUCACCUGCUCGCCACACACCGGUUGGGUUGCAAUCAUUUAUGGGACGACGAGAGAACAGCCCUGUUGUCAAGAGGUGGCAAGAGCUUACGAAAAGUCAAGAGAAGCCACCGGAUCACAGUGGGCAGGACGAUAAUGUGUCCGACAGCCUGUCCAGUCAGGACAGUCUGGAGAACGAGGAACCCACUAAAACCGCUGUCUUGCACUACUCGGAAAAGCCCCUCCAAGACUUAAAAUGCCCCAACGACGUUGGUCCUCUGCCGUCGGCGCCUAUGCCGACCUUUGUCGCAGUGAAGCCGCACCUCCACAGAUUACCCGCGGACCUCAACUACAACCUGCCCACCCAGAAGGAAACCUGCGCCACCAUGAACAACCUCAACAAGUUGUCAGCGGACAUCAGCACGUGUAAGCACGUCAACACGGAGAGUCCAAAGAUCCCCCACCAUCUAGAAUCCGGCGAGUCAAAGUCCUCAUCGCCAGCACCCUGCAAGGUCCAAUUCAUGAAAGGCAUCCUUAAAACUCUGCCUGGUGAAACGCCGUUGGAAUCCCCACAAUUUCUUAACAAUGCCGUCAAACCUGUUCAGUUUCUUGUGUGCGACAGCAUUGAAUUAGCCAAAGCCAGAACCAAAUCUGCCGACUUCAAGAACGCUUCUAAGAAGCUACGCUGGUUCGAUGAGGAGGCGGGGGAAGGCAGGGACAUACGUUCACAGUCCUUGGCGGAUAUUAGUGCUCCGGUAUCCCAAGAUCUACGAGGGGAUUACUUGGCCAGAGUCGGGGCAGGUCUGGUUUCCAUGGGUGUUGUUUCCCAAUCGCCGAUCCCGGUGGCCAGAGUCCGGGGGGAGGUGCAGAAACAGGGGAGCCACGUGAGAAGCUCUUAUGUCGGGGACCAGGCUCGUGUAGGCCAUCAGCUUGCCCCUCCACUUACCGACGACGCUCCACACAAGGACACUUCACGGCUUAUAACGGGCGACAGUGGCGUCACACACGCACGCUCUAUUCCGUCAUUAGGGCGACCCACACCUGAGAGCAGCUGGAAAGGCUCGCCCGCUUUCAGCAAUCCGCCAACACCGGGGGACGGUGGCAGAGCAAGAGGGUGUUCGCAAUUGGAAAAGGUUUUAAACCGCACCCCCACAGACGACGAGAUAUAUCAGCUGUGCCGGGACGUCAGCAACGCCUUCAUCGGGAUUGGUGGACAACGUGUUGAUGCUUCAAUAGUCAAAGCCGGCACUCCCCGCUCUCAGUCUUUGGUAAGCGGGCGCUCUGGGAACAAAACUGGUGCAGAUCAGAACCGACGACCUUCUUGUCCUAUCAAUAAAAAAAAACCUGAAGUAUUGAAGAUUGCAAGUGUCAAGCCAGGUAAUCCAGUAGGCACAUCCCCCAAAGGGUUUUGCACCAAUAACCCAAACAAAGCUGUCAAAUCUGCCGGCCAACGCCGCCUGCCCGACACGUACGCUCACAGUCCACUGGACGACCGGCUUGUCAAACCGCACAGGUCGUCGUCUCAGCCGCACCAGUACCAGCGCCGCCCCCCGGCGCCCACAUCCAUCUCCAUUGAGGAGCAGAAAAUCUUUCAGUCUUUGGACCGACUUAACUGCCAGCUGCACCGCAAAGGUGGUUUGCAUUGACAAGUGCCUGGACUGAAGGCAUUGAUCGUCCGAGCAAGAUGGACUGCUAUACAUAGCACUUUGCUUCCAGGUGAAACUGCUUCCGCUACCAUGAAACCAAGAGUGCCUUAUGGAAGAAAAUGAAGAGCCAGGAGCGCAAUCAUAAGAAGAAUUAGACAUCUGAAUUUAUCACUAGUUGUAGACACUUGAGCUAUCACUCAGUGGAAGUUUUUUUUGCAUGGAUUUACACUGCAAGUGGUCCUAGAUGGGCACUUUUUACUGUCCUUUAACCCAUUAGCUGUCAUUGAUGUUGCUAGACAUUCAAUUUUGGAUGUCUAGCGCAUUCAAUGGCAGCCAAUUUGUCAA